This is a messenger RNA of Cyanistes caeruleus (blue tit), 1298 nucleotides long. NCBI's taxonomy places the organism in Eukaryota, Metazoa, Chordata, Aves, Passeriformes, Paridae. The record is from RefSeq and is a predicted model, not a curated record.
CACGCCCCAUGGUGUCUCCUCUCCAGGUUGGGGUGUGUGGUGGGGGGGUCGCUAUGUCGGAUGACGAUUCGAGGGCCAGCACCAGCUCCUCCUCAUCUUCAUCCUCCAACCAACAGACAGAGAAAGAGACAAGCACGCCUAAGAAGAAGGAAAGCAAAGUCAGCAUGAGUAAAAACUCUAAACUGCUAUCUACCAGUGCCAAGAGGAUUCAGAAGGAAUUGGCUGACAUCACCUUAGAUCCACCUCCCAACUGCAGUGCUGGCCCCAAAGGUGAUAACAUCUAUGAAUGGAGAUCAACCAUUCUAGGACCUCCAGGUUCAGUCUAUGAGGGAGGUGUUUUCUUCCUUGACAUCACAUUUACACCAGAAUAUCCCUUCAAGCCUCCAAAGGUAACGUUCCGGACAAGGAUCUACCACUGUAACAUUAACAGCCAAGGCGUCAUCUGCCUGGACAUUUUAAAAGACAACUGGAGUCCAGCGUUAACCAUUUCUAAAGUUCUCCUCUCCAUCUGCUCCCUCCUCACAGACUGUAACCCCGCUGACCCCCUGGUUGGAAGCAUUGCCACUCAGUAUAUGACUAACAGAGCAGAGCAUGACAGAAUGGCCAGACAAUGGACCAAAAGAUACGCUACAUAAAUUGGAUUUUCUUCAAACUCUUACAUUAUUUGUCUGUGAUGGAAAGAGCUGCUUAUGAUUUUGAAGGGGUGGGGGGAGGGAGGGUGCUGGUAAAGAGUAGGGUAUUUCUAUAACAGAUUUUAUUCAGUCUUUUAUUUCCUAAGAUUUUGUUGUUGUAACUUAAGGUAUCUUGCUACAGUAGACAGCUAGGAUUUGGAAUAGCAUACUUUAAGACUGUAAUUAGUUCAGCAAUAUUAGCUCACAUAUAGUACCGAGAAGAAUGUAAACUUCUUAGACUUCUUUGGUUUUCAGUUUGCUUGCAAUAUGUAAAAGAUUAAAACAGCUUAAUUUUGUACAGGUACAUAGGUUGACAUUUAUGUAAAAGUCCUUUCAAGACUCUACACACUGUUUUUGCUUUUUGUUUGUUUGGGUUUGAGGGAUUUAUUUUGUUCUAGGUUGAGCUUCUUUUUUUCUUUUUUUUUUUUUUUGUAAAAAGAUGUUGGGGUUGUUUUUCCCUAUGGAGGGUACAUUGGUAUUUAACAAAUCCUUUUUAAAGACUGUCAUCUCAUGAUCUGUGAUAUGGAGAGGUGUAUAUAUCGCCUCAUAUAUGAAAUGAGAAGUAGUUAAUGUAUUAUUUUAUAAGCCAAUCUAUCUUUGUGAAAAGAAUAAAGGGUUUAAUCAGGA